AAACGAUAUUCGUAUAAAUCCGAAAGUAUUUAUCAAACAAAUAUGGCGACAGAAGUGCAAACGCAGGCCGCUCCAACAGCUUCAAAUCCGGCUGAAGAUGAUGAGACUUGGUUAUAUGGUGAGGAGAGCAAAGAAAAAGACAAAGCACAUGAACCAUCAAGCGAGACUGGGGGAAGCAGUGCUGUGAAGGAGAAUAAAAAAGAUGACAGGGAAGCUGGAGAACUGAGUGGUGAAGAAGAAUCCCAAGGAAAGGGCAAUGAUGAUGACGAUGAUUCUGAUGAUGAUGUACAGGUUACCAUUGGUGACAUUCAGGCUUUUCCACUCGGAGAUGGUUCGAGGAGUCUCUUUAAAGCCCCAGGCUACCAGAAAACGGGAGCAGGUACCACAGGCAAAGGAGGCGUGGCAGCGGGACCACAGAAGGGGGUGGAUGUAGAGGGGGUAGGAACAAUUAAUGGAAUCCCAGCAUAUGAUUUUGAUCUGGAAACCUUACAGGCUGAUGAAAAACCAUGGAGAAAACCAGGUGCUGAUAUCACAGACUACUUUAAUUAUGGUUUUAAUGAAGACACUUGGCAGCAGUAUUGUGAGAAACAAAGGAGGCUAAGGGGAGAGAACCAGGGAUCCAGAUCAUAUACUCAUGGGUCAUCUGGAAUAAAAAAAGAUAUGACAGAGACGCCUCAGAAUGUACCCGUGCUGUCGGGGAGAAAGGCCAUUGUGUCUGUACCUCGUAAAACCUCAGGCACAAUAGACGUAAUCGGCGGCACAGCUCGAGAUUCCAGGAGACCUGAGGGAGAACCCAUUCAAGUGGCAGGGAAGUACCCCAGUGCAGUGCCCCCACACCCUCCUCCAGGAAUGGACUUCAGCAUCCCCCCACCGGGAAUGGCCCCACCUGGAGUACCCCCACCUGGAAUGCCAGUACCACCAGGAGUUCCUCCCCCUGGUAUACCAGGAAUCCCUCCGCCCGGUUUCCCAGACUUUGAUCCAUUCUUCCCACCACCUGGCCAGCCAACCAACACUCGCUACGAGGACCGACCCCCAUAUAACUAUGACAGUCAGCACACAUCUUACCCGACAUCAUAUCCAGACACACACUCCUCCUCCUGGGACAGGACAGAGACCUACUGGAGGGAAUAUGUGGGGAGGGACCGAAGUCCAGCCAGAUCCGAGUCGGAGUUCAGCAGUUCCGGUAGUGAGCGUGACUACAGAUACCGAGAGACACCUCGCAGCAGUCGAUACGAUAGAGAGAGAGAUUCCUAUAGAAGAGACAGGGAUUCCGAAAGAACACGGGAUCGAGACCGAGACAGAUCAAGAGAACGAGAUAGAGAUCGUGACCGCGACAGAAGACAUAGAGAUGACAAACAUAAAUCACGCAGGAAGGACAAAGAAGAAGACUCAAGUAGAUCAAAACACAAAAAGAGUAAGCGGUCCCGGCGUGAUAAAGAAGAAGAGUCUGGGAACACAGGAUCCGAAUCAACCAGCAAGGCGGACUAGGCAAUCGUUCAUACCAUUCUCAUGUCUCUUACAGUCAUUAAAACUUCAUGUACUCAAA
This is a messenger RNA of Ostrea edulis (European flat oyster), 1546 nucleotides long. RefSeq names its product pre-mRNA 3'-end-processing factor FIP1-like. Gene Ontology annotation, molecular function: RNA binding. The coding region runs from base 43 to 1488 and encodes 481 amino acids. The transcript is spliced from 16 exons. Gene Ontology annotation, cellular component: mRNA cleavage and polyadenylation specificity factor complex. Lineage: Eukaryota; Metazoa; Mollusca; Bivalvia; Ostreida; Ostreidae. The record is from RefSeq and is a predicted model, not a curated record.